This is a messenger RNA of Lepisosteus oculatus (spotted gar), 4697 nucleotides long. RefSeq names its product transmembrane 7 superfamily member 3 (gene tm7sf3). NCBI's taxonomy places the organism in Eukaryota, Metazoa, Chordata, Actinopteri, Semionotiformes, Lepisosteidae. Gene Ontology annotation, biological process: negative regulation of programmed cell death. The record is from RefSeq and is a predicted model, not a curated record. Gene Ontology annotation, cellular component: plasma membrane.
CUGGAGACGCUUCCAGUACCUUGAGUACAUUUGAAAGGGAUUAUCACAGACAUUUUGUAUUAUUUAUUUUGAUAAAAAAUGCAUGUUUAAAGUUUAAAAAAGUGUUUAAGCACAGAGAAUGUCACAGAAAGUCAACUCGCCUCUUAUUGUAAGUUCUGCUGCAUUAACUUCACUCUGAAAUAUGAAAUAUAAGUGAAAAGUCAAGGAUUUCUUCAUUUGUUUCUCAUUUUUUAAUUAAUACACUAAUUGGAUCAUCUGUUCCUUUCCCAUGGGAGUGGUCUCUACUGCGUUAAAAACUGCAUUAAUUACUCCUAUACUAAUGAAACCUGGCUUGGAUUCUGAUAUAUUGAUGAACUACAGACCAAUUUCCAAUUUACCAUUCCCAUCUAAGGUUUUAGAGCAUGUGAUUGCAGAUCACUUACAGGUUCACAUGGUAGGAAAUUAGCUAUUUGAACCCUUCCAGUCCAGAUUUAGUACUAAUCAGAGCACUGAGUCUGCUCAUGUCAGUUUAGUGAAUGGUUUGCUUUAAGCAUUCAACUCUGGGGCCAAAGUAUUCUUAUGUGUCUUGAUGUUAAUGCAGUUUUUACGGUAAAUGAUUGAGUGUUGCUCGAACACUCGAAUACAUUUUUAUCAGUUGUACUGAAGUUAACUGGCUCCUUUCAGACGUGAUCAACUGGCGGUGUUUUGAUUCGCAUAAAUCCCUCAUGUCCCUGGUCAAUUACGGUGUGCUGCAGGGUUCAGUCUUGGGUCCUUUGCUUUGUAUUACUUAUAUGCUUCCUCUCUGUCAGGCUACAUGAAGACAUGGUCUUAACUUUCAUUGCUAUGGAGAUACUACUCAGAUCCAUGUCAUAACCUCUUCCCCCUUCUGAUUUACCAUCUCUGUCACUUAUCUCUUGUCUGUCUGACAUUAAGCUGUGACUGACACUCAAGUCCUUGGAACUAUACAGGAACAAAACCAGUUUUACUGGUCUGGGCAGUAAAUAUCAGCCGGAGAGUUUCACACUAAUGGAAGGCCGCCUCGUGUUCGCGCUGGGACGGUCCCGGAACGUGAGUCUGCUGCAGAACGCCACUGUGGAGGCUGUCAUACCCAGAAUCCCCGCAGACGUCACCUACAUCACCUUCCAGCUCCACACGCAGCACCAGAAUGCCACCGUGUCUUAUCACCGGGUGCUGACCGCGAGCUCCUCUCUGAAUGGCUCCGAUGCAGGGUUGCUCUUCCCUCUCAUGCGCCUGCAGAGAACCCUCACCUGGUACCUUCGGUCUCCUGAGCGCAGCGCCAUCACUGGCACGGGUGUGAUCUUACCUUACGGGGAAAUCCACCCUGUUCCUGGAGGCUGUAACACUGAGUAUAACCUCCUUGUUGAUCCCAACAUUUACCUGCAGUACAAUUUGUUCGAGACCAUCAUUCAGUUUGCACCUGCGAAUAUUGGUUAUGCGAGGGGCCGCACUCCACCACCUUGCGAUGUAAACAGCGGGCAGAGCUCCCGCUGGCGCCUGGAGUAUGACGUCUACCAGUACUUCCUGCCAGAGAACGACCUCUCCGAACAGGUCCUGAUCGAGCACAUACAGAAGGUGGCCAGUGUGCAGCAGAUGGUACUCAAUGGCAAAAAACUGGUGAUGUUAAAGUCAGUCGACAAAACUAUGGUGUCCUUCAGCUCUGUUCCAGGCCAGGGGGUGAUCUACUCCGUUAUAGUGCGGGAUCCACUGUUAAACUCAUCUGCCUCCUAUGUUCCCGUUCACACCUAUGCCUGCAAUUUCUCUUCCAACUUGGACAACUGCUACACUCUGGGAAGAAUAUCUACAAAGGUCUUUUUUACCAUCGCUGGUAUAGCUGGCCUUUUUGUUUGCUUCUUCGGGCACAGAUUUUUCAAAUCUGAACUGUUCUGUAUGGGAUUUGUCUUUGUGGCGUUCCUGUUCUUCAUUCUUAUUACAAGAGUGACAUCCCUGGACUACGACAUGCGCUUGGGCCUGACCGCCCUGGGGGGCGCCGCUGGAGGGGUUCUGCUGGUUCUGUGCUGGUGGAGGUUCGGCUCGGUGCUCCUCUGCGUCGUGAUCGUAGGGCUGAUCCUGGGGUUCCUUGUGUCUUCCCUUCUAUUCUUCACCCCGAUAGGAGACUUGUCCAUUUUCCGUACGGAUUCUGUGUUCUGGCCAACAUUCUGUAGCGUUGUUGUGGUCAUUCCUUUGAUAUUCUUCAGGUGGCCCAGGGAGGGGAACAUCACUGCCUGUGGAGUUGCCGGCGGCUAUGCAGUAAUUUUAGCUGUGAACAGCUACAUCUACACCAGCCUCUCCUACAUUACAUUAGAUGUCCUGAAGAGAGCCUUAAACAAUCAGUUCAGCAGAGCCUUCACAAACGUGCCUUUUCAAGGAAUAGAUUACAUCCUGACCACGGUGUGGGCGGUCCUGGCGGUGAGCGGCGUGGUGCUGCAGCUGUACCGGGAGAGGAGCAGGCCCUUCUUCCCACCCAGCCCCUACCUCAUGUGGAAACAGGAGAGGGAGAGGCGGAAGACCAACAUCCUGGACCCCAGCUACCACAUCCCCUCGCUGCGGAGCCGCUUGAAAAGCAGAGUGCAGGAUAUGUUUCGGCGGAGGGAACCUGCAGGAGAGAGAACUCCCUUACUUUUAUAACGACCUUCCGUCCGGGCUCCAUCAGGCUUGCAGGCGCCUCCAAGGAAGCCGAAAGCACGUUAUCUGGAAUAUUUCUAGCGCCGAUGACCCAGACAUCUGCCGUAUUAUCAAGGUGCUGUUGAAAACCGAGACUUCCUUGGGACGUAACGGAAAAGGUGGAAGUUUUCCUGAACACUUGGAGCGUACCAGCCACAGUAAAAAAAAAAAAAGAAGAUUUUUGAAAUUGUAGUGGCACCAUUCCAUAGUAUUUUUAACACAUCUGUUACUGCAGUGAAGGCAAUCCCCCGAUUGUCAGAGAACAAGCUCUCUUGCUGUAAGCGCACAUGAUCGUUGUGGUGAGAUAGAGUAAGGCACACUAAGGAUUUGCCACCAGCAUUUAAACUCCUUUGGUACUGUCAGUGAACGGCUUGUGGAACUGAUGUUCAGUUAUUGUCCGUUUGCACCCCAGAUGUCACUUUAUUCCCUUUGUCCAGCCAGGUCCCGGCGUAGGGAGCUGCACUACUGAAGCAAAUACCAGGGUUUUGACUUCGACUGCGCAACAACCUGGAUUGUUGCAGGACUAGCGAAACAAUUGUCGACAUGCAAUUAUGUUUCUCUGAAAGGUAAUAAAAUUAUCCCAAAAAGUCCUGGUACCAAGAACUCCAAAGGGCUACUGUUUAUUUUCUAGUGGAGGGUUCCUUUGUCAGGGGUUUUGAGAAGGUGAUGGAAAAUGCGUCCCUCUAAAGAUCUGAUCUGUCUUAAGCGUCUCAGUGAGGUAUAAGACGUUUCUUCGUGCAGAAUUAGGAAUCCCAGGUUGGUUUGGGCAGCUUGUAUGUGCUUUGAGCUGAUGGUGUGGAAUCCAAAACAACUCUGAACCUACCUAACAUAAUUUGUUAAGCAGUUUGUUACAUGAGGUUAUUGUUCCUGUAAAGGAUUUAAUAUUCGAGGUUUGUAUGUUUGUAUCUUCGUUUUACACCAUCAGAAUGUCCAGAGAUGAGAGGAACAGAGGAAGCUGUUUGGAUCAUCAUGCUCACUACAUAGCUGUAUUGGGAGCGACUACCUUCCCCUGUAACAAUAUCUCUCAUGGUUGUGUUUCUGACAGACAGUACGUUUGCUUCUUUUACAUAUCCCCUCUUGUAAAACUAUCAAGGGCUUUAAAAUACAUCACCCAUGUCUUCAUUAAAAUAUUUUUAAAUGUAGCACGUUUUCAUGGGAAAUUUGUUUUUUCAGCAUUUGAGUUAAUCGUGUUUUAAAGCCGUCACUAUGUUGUUCCUUUUUCUAGAACCAUUCAAAUCCACAGUUGUUUUUAAAUACUCAGAUUAAGAAAACCAGCACUGUCUUUUAGUGAGCGCUUCUUGAUUGUUUUGCUUAUCGACUAAAAACACUAGUUUUUAUCACUUCAACUCACAGGAAGGAAGCACUUCGAAUCCUUUUUACAUACAGUAUGUAUUUUUUAUAUAUGCAGUCUUCAUUUUCCUUGAAUUUCACCUUGAAUUUUUUGUCCAGCUGCUGUUUAAGUAAUUCAGUGUCUUACAAUAGGUAGUAUAUUUAUAAAACAAGAAGUUAUUUUUUCCAUUAUUGUGAAAAGCAACUUUAAUAGAACUUUAAGCUGCGAAGGGGGGUAUACAUCUUCCAAAAGAGGAGAACUAAUAUAAAUAUAAAUUAGGCAUCCCUCUGUAUCAGCCCCAGUUAGAGUGCCUGCCCUUUUUUUAUAAAUGACUUUUUUGACAAAUUCUUUGUAACAUGCACUGUAGAAAACCAGAAAAGUACAUUUUUUGUAUGCAUUUGGAAAAAAGAAGAUAAAGUACUGUGCAGUGAAGAUCAGCAUAUUUAUUCUCAAAGGCAAGAGUAUUUCCACUGCUUUAAUCUGUCUUGGGAACCCCAUCAUGUUUUCCUAGAGAUUUUUGCUUGCUUUCAGGUGCUUUAUAGCCUUUGAGAAUCAGGAAUUCAGUUUGUUUUGCCCUGUGACACCUGUAAAAUGUCAAAAAAGGCAUGCAUUUGUGAUUUCCUAAGCCCCACGAGGCACACAAGAUUUACAGAGAAUGUUUGAAAACCUUGUGUGUUGGUGUUAAUAAAUAUUGCUUUUUUUGCAA